UAAACUACCAGCAGGAAUAACGUGUCCCCUAUGCCUUUCAUAUCGGUUGAAAUGCAUAUUGCCAUGACACAGUACGCAGUUCAAUGAGAAACCGGGCCUUGUAGAAAGCUGAUCCCGAAAUGUAUGCAGAUUAAUAACAACCGAAUGGGCAAAAGAUCGUUGCAAAAAUAGAAGUGGAUUGGCACCUACCAACCAGAACUGUGCUACGUUAGAUGCACUGUUAGGAGAAAUAAAAUGAUGAAUGGGGUGGCCGCAGGUACUGGUGGGGGUGUCCCGCCAAUGGCCGAGGCGGAUGCCCCUACGGGGGCCACGCCAACGGUUCAAAUCACUACCGACGAGCAAGGCAACUCCACGUACUUCCUCACGACAACAACUUCGGCCCAGCAGGCUGGUCAGUUUACGGCGUCUGCUAGUGGCGCUGUGCCAGCGACAGCUACUCAAGCCUUUGUUUACUGCACGAGCAACCCCGCUGCGGCCGGAGGCGCGGCGGACACCGUGUUCGCGACGACAGGAGGGACGACAUUCUAUGCAACUACAGCUGAAGGUCAACCCGUGGCGUUCGGGACACCAGCCGAAGCGACAGUUAUCGAUGGACGUACUUUGGUCGAAGAGGGAAGCCCUGUCGAGGGAGCGCAAACGGCGUCGAUUCGUGAUAUGGACAUCAUCCACGUGCAAUGGCUUAUUGACAACUAUGAAACAGCUGAGGGAGUCAGUUUGCCGAGGUCGACCCUGUACAACCACUACCUGAGGCACUGCGCCGAGAACAAUCUCGAUCCGGUGAACGCGGCUAGUUUUGGCAAACUAAUUCGAAGCGUGUUUCUUGGCCUAAGAACGAGACGCUUAGGAACGAGGGGUAACUCCAAGUACCACUAUUACGGCAUUCGCGUAAAGCCUACAUCGCCGUUAGCGGCACUUCUUAAUGAGGACUCGGAUUCAAACCCACCGCCACCACCAGUGCUAACUAAGUCAAAGUCGACAGCGGUCAAACGGACCGCGGACGGUACGCCCGCUAAUUCACCAGAAGUGAAACCUAAGGUUGAAGAAGUGACCGAUGCCAAUCUCGCCGAGAUUAGUUUGCAAGGAAGCAAAAGCUUCUUGGGAGACCCCUCACAAGCGUUGCCCUCACAGCUAAUGAUGGUUUUGAUGUCUGGCGAAGGCGAGUUUAUGGACGAGAAGGAAGCGUACAAUUUCACUUUAAACUACCGUGAAUACUGUGAGGCGUUGCUCGACCUUGUUGUCAACCUGCAAUUCCAAAAAGUAUCCUGCCUUUGGCAGCAUUUCUUUUAUACAAAUCCAGCGAACGCUGAAGAAGAAAAGAAGAAAGAGCAUUUGCAUCGAGUUCUUACCUCACCUAGUGUGCUGUCCUUUCUACGGACAACGGACACACAAUUCUACCAGAACCUCGUGCAUGUUCUUAUACCAGACGUGCUUCGGCCUGUACCUGGGGCUUUGACCCAAGCAAUUCGAAAUUUCGCCAAAAAUACGGAACAGUGGCUAAAUUUCGCUAUGCAGGGCUGUCCCGAAGACGCUAAAAAGAUCAAAUUGUCCAUCGCCAACUCGUUCGCGCAGACGCUACGCCGGUACACAUCCCUAAAUCAUUUAGCGCAGGCAGCUCGUGCGGUGCUACAAAACGCAUUUCAGAUCCAGCAGAUGCUCUCCGACCUGAACAAAAUUGACUUCCGCAACGUCCAAGAGCAAGCGUCCUGGGUUUGCGAAUGUGAUCCUACCCUAGUCAAACACUUCGAGCAGGAUUUCAAGCGACAGCUUGAGAGCCAAGCAGGACUAACUGAAUGGGCUCAAUGGCUUGAGCAGGCUGUCGACCGUGUUCUCGAGAACUCUAUCGACAUUGUCAAGUCCUCACGGAAAUUCCUUCUAACUUGGUCCUUCUAUUCGUCGAUGGUCAUCCGCGAUUUGACGUUACGUUCUGCAUCGUCGUUUGGCUCGUUCCAUCUAAUUCGGUUGCUAUUUGAUGAGUAUAUGUUCUACCUUAUCGAACAAAAAGUGGCUCAGGCAUUGGAGAAAGCGCCAAUCUCAUUAAAUGAAGACCUCACUCAGGGUGACCUCAGUAUGUACGACCCUACCCAAUAUGAGGUAGUCUUACCAGAUGGUUGCGAAGUCGGCAAAGAUGGACAGAGCUGAAAAUGUAUACGAACAGACUGUUAUACAACUGAUCUCCAAUUUUAAAAACAACUAAAACGUUGAAACCAAUGAGUCAAAAUACAGGAAAUAACGAAGAUUAGUGCGUUAGCUAUAAAGCCAUAGCUGAUGAGUAGAAAAUUCCUACAUAAUGGUUUGUAUAUAAUUGAGAAGGCGAAGAAAGGUUAAGCGGGGAAAGUGCAAAAGAACUUUACUGUCGUGUAGUAAGUAUUUGUAAGAUUAACAAACCCAAACCCAUCAAGUGUUUUAAGGGAUUAAUGCCAACUGUUUUGACGAUUGUAGGAUGGUUAAAUAAAACUUAGGGCAGAAGUGAGCAUGAUCACAGCUGGGAAUUAUUUCUACUCCAUAAGCUUUUGGCAAGCACGCUAUGGAUUUUCGUUGAAGUUACAUGUCGGGUUCUCAUAUCCUUACGUUAACUAAAAAUUGUGCUUAACGUGUAAUUGUUUCUACAAGAGGCAGUAUAUAGCGGAUGAGUUUGCACAUUUUUAUUUUUUUGUGAUCUUUAGCUUCGCUCUGCGUCCAGAGGCUCUUUCACUUUUUGGAUCGCUUACCGGUGAAUCAAAAAACUAAAAAAGGCUUAUUCUUUAGAGAAUUUUUAGGUUUGUGCUAAAAAAAAACUGUCCAUCUGAAAUUUAUAGCAACUAUGUUCGUAACAACCUUACCUCUCCAAAUCGGAAGCAAAAUAUUUGAUCUGUAUCAUUUUCAGGUCCAUAUAUUAGGGAGCAUAAUGAUAUUCUGAAUGAUAUGAAUAUUUAAAAAUACUACAUCGGUUAAAAGCAAAAGGUUAAAAAAACUACAUUUAUUUUACUCAGUUCUUGCCGUACAUGUCCUAACUUGUGCUUAUCGACAGAACGGAGCGAAAUGAUUACCCAAAAGUAUUCUAAUAAAUAACAAAGACAGUUACGUGAAGGCCAUCGCCUCUAACGAUCUCAAAGGAAGGGAGAGUGCAGAGUUCGCUAAAAAGUGGUAGAAGAUAAGCCCGCCAAGAAAUUUAGAACGAUAAAGUAGUAUUACUGUUAAUAUAACUGGCUGAAAUAUAAAAAUGCGGAGCAUGGUGACAACAGCAGUGCAUCAGCUUCGUACCGAAUGAAAGACUCAAUCGGUGCAUAAGGGCCUUUAUUAUUUUCGUGUCUUAUAAAAUUAACCUGCGAAAUGUUGUGCCAAUAACCAGAGGUGGCAUACGACAGCAACGAGGGCAACCGCAUUUUAUUAAAACGACAGGCAGCAAACAUGUCAGGAAAACUGACAUGUAAAAUCGCCAAUCGUAUCAUUUUAUCUUAGCAUGUAAUAUGCCCCAAAUAGGAAUGAAAGUAAACGCACCAUUAUUUUGUUAUCUGUUAUAAAAAGCUCUGCACCGUAUUUUGUGAUCAUUUCCUUUUGAGUUAUUGUUGAAUUACCCAUGAUGUUUAAUCGCCCUUCAAACUAGGUGUAAACAAGCAAAAAAGAGGCCAAGAACGUGUAAUCUAAAAAAAUGAAGAUAACAAAAAACAAGGGGGAAAACGAACGUUGUAGAAGAUUAUAUUAUACAUUGACAUACGUGCAUAAAUAGAAGCAGUUUUAUUUUUAUUUUAGUUUAAAUAAAGGACUUUGAGGGAGGAAAAUAUGUAUAAUGGCAGCCUUCUAGUGAUAAGUUUAUCUAACUAAUUUAAUGAAAUUUUGUAUUUAGAAAUUGCUUCGAAUUCGCGUGAUUCGAUAAUUUACACAGUUUAAAAUCUUGAAUGCGUUUGUUUGUUUACAUAGCUAUUGCAUUACGAAGCUGUCUUUAUCAAUAAGUGUAUAUAAUACUCCAAUUCUCGUUAGCUUGGGUGGUGCUAAAAAUACGCUUAGUCGGUGGAAAACAUUUGAGAAAAUUUAUUAGCAGUAUCAAUUUUUGGAUUUCUUUACGUAUUCAAGUUCAAAAAUCGCGUUCCAUGGAAUAAGAAAAGCCAUAACAAAAGCAUAAGGAAAAAUUUGUAAGUGUAGGAUCAAGGAGUAUUGUUAUCCUGUUCAUCUAAUUUCUGUUACGUCGAAUCAUGAUUUCCUUUGAUUCGCCAUAAGCAGUUAAGUCUAAUUAACGAAAUGGUAAACAUCAUUUAAUUAUUAUUCUGAUCAUUUUUUUGGUGCUAGUUGAAACUCUUUAUGUAACUCUAGAUGGUAGACACAAUAUAUACAUAUAUAUACGACAUAAGCACAGGUCGGCUUUUUAUAGUCGUUGAUGCUGCUAGGUAAAUCCAGGUCUUGUAGACACAAAUUAUAUAAUAUAAUUAUAUUAUAAAUAAUUUUACAAACAUCAUUUACGGUAUAUACUGUACAAUCGGGCGUCAUGAAAAAUAAAAACGAAAAAUCUUAUGCGCCUAUACUAAACCCGUGAGCUACGAGUAGGCAAAAAGUUAAUAAGGUUUUUACACUCUGUAAAUAGAAUACUAAUGAAAGAUAAAAUCAAUGCUCUGACUCCAUCUGGAGUAUUGAGACUAAUAAAGUAGUGCAAAAUUUGUCUGCAUAAGGUGGUGCAUCAGGACCGAGUAGUUUGACACACAGGGUUGUUCGAACGUGCCUUCUUAGGACGAAAAGCAUACAGCAGAGAAAAUAUAAGGAUAAAAAACGGAUAUUCACAUAAUUUAGAAAAAGAAAAUAUUAGGUGUCAUUCUUCAAAUAUUAGAUAUAUGACUUAGUUUUGUGAUAGUGCGUUAUUAUAGCUUUUAGGAACAGUUCUAAAAUUCGUAUACGGAAAUGUACAAUUAGGUUUGGAGUCGAGUAAGACAGAAGAAUACAGUAAACAAGUAAGUUCGCUAUAAGUCGGACAAAAAAGUGGUUUAUUUUGCCGUUCAAGAGGCAUUUGUCUUAAUCGUGCGUCGAAUGUACGUCCUUUUUAUGUUUAGUUCAUUCGAUAUGCUAUAAUAGUAAUAUAGUAAAGACACUUCGUUUCGUGUCUACCAGCCGUACUAAACACUGUUUAGCAUCGGAAUAAGAUAACAAAACCGAAGGCAUUUUCAUGGAUCAUUGAGAUUUUUUCAAUUGGCUAUCCCACAAAUUGAACGGCAAAUUAUUUUAUUGACAGUAUGUGUCUAAAAAAUAACCGAACCAUGUUUACUGUACCGUAUGCAAUUAUGAUAAUAUAAAUAUAGAACACAAAUCAAUGUAGAUGUAAUAAUAAUAUGCAAAUUAGUUUUUUGUUAGACAAAAAACACGGAUUAAGAGCUAAUAUUUACCGGUCUUGUCCUUCUCAAACCGCAUCUUCUGUUUAGAGAUAUACUGGAAUUUCAGAUUUUGGAAAGACCUAAAAGGUAUCAACAAAAAUGUAUCAACAGGACGCUUCGCUG
Varroa destructor (honeybee mite) is the source of this 5456-nucleotide messenger RNA. RefSeq names its product transcription factor RFX3-like. Gene Ontology annotation, biological process: regulation of transcription by RNA polymerase II. Gene Ontology annotation, molecular function: DNA-binding transcription factor activity, RNA polymerase II-specific; RNA polymerase II cis-regulatory region sequence-specific DNA binding. The record is from RefSeq and is a predicted model, not a curated record. Lineage: Eukaryota; Metazoa; Arthropoda; Arachnida; Mesostigmata; Varroidae.